This is a messenger RNA of Haemonchus placei, 2001 nucleotides long. The record is from the annotation of a GenBank genome assembly. Lineage: Eukaryota; Metazoa; Nematoda; Chromadorea; Rhabditida; Trichostrongylidae.
AUGCAUAUCGCCAAUCUUCCCUAUUUAUCCCUACUCUUUUCGUUCGCUCUGCUUUAUCUUCCAUUCAACGUUGCAUUACGAGCCCAACGUGCUAAUCGAAAAUCUCUAGCACAUCUCAAGGAGGUACUCAAUGAGGAUGCUGCUAGAUUGGUCAACGCUCGACAAAGCGAUGCUGUGGAUCUUUUUGGAGAUAUCAAAAGAAAUCCUAAUGCAAAAACAAAUAAGGACGAGUUGUCUGUGAAUAAUCCAGAGGAUUACUUUCAAGGGGAUGUCGAUCUCUCAGAACAACAGGUUCAACAAAUUGAAAAGUCAUUCACAGAAGGGCAUAGGGAAAAGCGCAAGAUCGGCCGUACACCGCUUUACACGCUUUGGGAUCGUAAGAAUGCAAUAAGUUUUGACUUCACUGAAACGGUUCCACGUAGAACUCGUGAAAAGAUCCGAGAGGCUAUGAACCUUUGGCAAUAUCAUACAUGUGUUCGAUUCGAUGAAGGUGGCCCAAGUGUAGAUCGUUUGGAAUUCUUCGAUGGAGGCGGAUGUUCCUCAUUCGUUGGACGUGUAGGAGGAACUCAGGGUAUUUCUAUCGCUACACCUGGUUGUGACGUGGUCGGAAUCAUCAGCCAUGAAAUUGGGCACGCUCUGGGAAUAUUCCACGAACAAGCUCGUCCAGAUCAGGACAGGCAUAUAGCCAUCAACUACAACAACAUACCUAUUAGUCGAUGGAAUAACUUUCAAUCCAUAGGACCGAAUCAAGCAGAGACUUUCGGUCUCCCCUAUGAUACAGACCCGUACACCCCGACUAUUCGAACUCUCGAACGUGGCCAGCAGUCCACAAUCGGCCAACGCAUUGGACCAUCAUUUCUGGAUUAUCAGGCUAUCAACGCUGCCUAUGGUUGUAUCGAUCAUUGCCAGCCUAUAAAUUGUUUCCACAAUGGAUAUCCACAUCCGAAUAACUGCUCCACUUGUGCAUGCCCAGAUGGAUUGAGUGGGCAGUACUGUGAGUCUGUUCGCCCAUCGGUUGGCCCUUGUGGGGGCACAAUCAAGGUCACUACCAUGGCACAGUACAUUACUAGUCCGAAUUACCCACAUCCUCAUCCUCAAGGAACAGAAUGCUUCUGGAUUCUUCGAGCGGCACCAGGUGGGCGAGUUUUCUUGGAGUUUAUGGACCAUUUUGAAUUCUAUUGCGAGGAUACAUGUGACAAGAACUAUGUUGAAGUCAAGUAUCACAACGAUAAGCGCUUAACCGGUUCAAGCCAAAUUUCGCUGUCUCAUUGCCAGAAAUCACCUACUGGUAAAUACUUACAGACUACAACGUCGUUACCUAAAUCGAUUCAAACAUUCACGGACUUGCCAGAAAUGAAAUCUACGAAGGAUGUAUUCCCGUUACCGGUACUAACAACUAGUCCAACGACAACAGAGAGUAUCAUCACUACAACCAAGAAAGCCGCUACUAAACCGUCCAUUGUAAAAACCAUAGGACCGAAAUGGGAGCGACUUCGGACAACUACUCCUUCCCCGACAACGGCCACACCUGUGCCGAUUUUCACUUUGUUUCCUGCUACUAAGCAACUAUCAAUCACUGAUGCCCCAGUUACUCGUACACCAUUACCUGAAACUACAGAAACGCCACCAAGUAGUGGACCCGGAGGAUGCAACUGUGGCGAUUGGUCUGAAUGGGUAGGGGAGUGCUCUCAACAAUGUGGAGGAUGUGGACAUCGUGUCAGAACGAGGCAAUGCCAAAAGAAGGAUUGUCGGAAUGAGGACAAACGAGCAUGUAACUUUGGUGUUUGUCCUACAGGCACCAACUUCCUCAUCAAUAACGGAGAGUUUCACAUUCUAUGGCGUGGUUGCUGUGUUGGCCUAUUCAGAUCUGGUAAUGAAUGCACCGCCUUGGAAACCGAGCAAAAUCCAUUUUUAAAGAUAAUCAGUUCUUUGCUCAAUAUACAAGAUGCUAAGAACAACAGCACCGAGGGUCCGGUCAAGAUUCGGCGAGGAGAGCACUAA